AUGGUCGCUCUCGCAUACACGCCGCAAGCCAGGCUGACCUACCUGGGCCUGUCCGCUGUGAUUCGAAGACAUCUAAGCACAUCGCGGAUGCGUCGCUCGUCCGGGUCCUACGUGCGAUCCGACUUCUCGAAUCAAGGCUACAGCGGUGUAUACGACUCCGGAGCUCCCACCGAAGGUCCACUCAGCGGUGCGUCCAACAUCGGAGCGCCACGCAUCACGCCGACCAUCCUCAAGCAGCACCUCGAUCAAUUCGUAGUCGGCCAAGAGCGGGCGAAGAAGACGCUCGCGACCGCUGUCUACAACCAUUACCAGCGAAUACAAGAACUGCAACGCCGUGAUGACGAAGAGGAGGAGCAAUUAGCGGCCGAGGAGCGAAGACGCAUGGCGCACCACCCACGACAUCCGAAUGAAGACGAGUUUCCGGGCCAGCAGCAGACAACGAUCAACCUAUACCCGCCCAGUUCGGGACCACAUUCGAGGCCGCAGGAUCGACCGGGUGCGUCUCCGCUGCAGGAUGAUAGUCCGUUGACGAUUGAGAAGAGCAAUGUAUUAUUACUGGGACCUUCGGGCGUGGGCAAGACGUUGAUGGCGAGGACAUUGGCGAGGGUGUUGGAUGUUCCGUUCAGCAUGUCGGAUUGCACGCCGUUCACGCAGGCAGGAUACAUCGGAGAAGAUGCCGAGGUGUGUGUACAGAGAUUGCUCGCUGCGGCGGAUUACGAUGUGAAGCUGGCCGAAAGAGGGAUAAUAUGUCUGGACGAGAUUGACAAGAUUGCCACGGCCAAAGUCUCCAACGGCAAGGAUGUGAGCGGCGAAGGCGUGCAACAAGCGUUGCUGAAGAUCAUCGAGGGAACCACAUUACAAAUACAAGCCAAACAAGAACGAAGCAGUUCCACCGAUCGGAAGCGAGGACAAGGAGCAGGGUAUCCGACCAACAGUCCACUCUCCGGCGGCAGCAUGGGCCAAUCCUCCGCCUCUGGAGUUCAAAAAGGCGAAGUCUACAGCGUCAAAACCGACAACAUCCUGUUCAUCUGCGCUGGCGCCUUUAACGGUCUCCACAAGAUGGUCCUCGACCGCAUCAGCAAAGGCAGCAUCGGUUUCGGAGCCACUGUCCGCGCCGCUCCAGGCUCGUCAUCGAACUCCUCCAACCAACACGAAACCAUCCUCGAAGGCGAAGACGACUUGUUCGAAAAGCAUCUCCCUUACUACUCCUCCCCAGAGCCAACCUCCCAAGAGCCCAACCAGAAGAAGCAAAAGCGUACCUACAAUACCCUCGACCUAGUCGAACCCCAAGACCUCCAGAAAUUCGGCCUCAUCCCCGAACUCGUCGGCCGCAUCCCUCUGUCCUGCGCACUAUCCUCUCUGUCCAUUCCAGCUCUCGUACAAGUCCUCACCGAACCACGUAAUAGCCUUUUGAAGCAAUACCAGCAACUCUUCGCCUUGUCCUCCAUCGAGCUACGCUUCACGACUCCCGCCCUGCACGCCAUCGCACGGACCGCCACGAAAAUGGGUACCGGAGCGCGAGGUCUUCGAACGGUGAUGGAACGACUGCUGGCAGACGCGAUGUUCGAAACGCCCGGCAGUGGAGUGAGGUAUGUGCUCGUCAACGAGGCGGUGGCGGAGAAGAAGAGUGGCGCGGUGUACUUCACGAGAGGCCAGCAGCAAAAGGAGAGGUUUCAGGGCAUGAUCGCGGAUGAGGAGGAUGUGUGGGAAGGGAGGAAUGGCCAGGAAAGCGACUGGGAAGCAAGAGCGAAGAACAACACGAAGGGUGGGGCGGCGACUACGUUUGAGGAGUAUAGGGAGAAGGCAACGGCGGCGGGAUUCGUGUGA
This is a messenger RNA of Zymoseptoria tritici IPO323, 1827 nucleotides long. RefSeq lists its product as uncharacterized. The transcript is spliced from 2 exons. Gene Ontology annotation, cellular component: mitochondrial matrix. The coding region runs from base 1 to 1827 and encodes 608 amino acids. The record is from RefSeq and is a predicted model, not a curated record. Gene Ontology annotation, molecular function: ATP binding; ATP hydrolysis activity. NCBI's taxonomy places the organism in Eukaryota, Fungi, Ascomycota, Dothideomycetes, Mycosphaerellales, Mycosphaerellaceae. Gene Ontology annotation, biological process: protein catabolic process; proteolysis.